UGAAGGAGAUGGAAGGAGGGGAGAGUGGAGAAGACAAAAGAUCCAUAAAAACAGAAAGCAGUUGUGGAGGACAGCAAAAGUUCUUGUAAAGCUCACCUCUCACAAGUUUAAGGAAUGGGCAGCUUCCCAGUGGUCCUGCUCCUCUGCGUUUUCCACGCACUUACAGCUGUAGUCCAAGCCCAGCAGACCGAACCACUUGAGAGUACCGCAUUACCAUCUAAUUGCAGGGAGGAGAUGUAUCCUUGCACCAGGAUGUACUCAGUACACAGACCCAUCAAGACAUGUCUUGGCAGACUUUGUCUCUACAGCCUUCCACGCAUAUAUGUGAUCAACAAUGAGAUCUGCAUGAGGACAGUGUGCCAGGAGGAGGAAUAUCUGAAAGCUGAACUGUGCAGAGAGUUGUCUGGGUGGCCCAGACGUAUUGCAAGGUCUUCUUCUGGAAAGCGCUGCCGCAGUCGUCGAAACAACCCCAAAACCUGGGCAAACAAGGCCUGAUGGAGCCCAUAUAGGUGACUUUCUGUCGGCGAGGAUUAUGCAUCCAGGGAGGGUCACAAAACUAUAAAUGCAGUGCUCAGUGGCUGGGAUCCUUUUUUUUUUUCUUCCCCGUCUCUCUUUCCUGUCUCUCGUACAGUCAUGAGUGCUCAAUCGUGUAUGAAUCAUUUACUCAUGUAUGAACCUUUUCAUUUUCUGUGAAUGCUAGAGAUGCUUUUAAUGAGUCUUUUGGGGUUUCUGUAGUUUAUAUUCCUUUGAAGGUACUGUAGUAAUGGGCCUGCAACUGCUUGAGUCAUUUUAUGUUAGAUAAAACUAAGUAAAACUUGUGACUGUAAAGGUACUUACUGACAAUCCAGUCAUAUGAACAAAAGUUUAAGCAAUAAAUCACACAC
Cyprinodon variegatus (sheepshead minnow) is the source of this 884-nucleotide messenger RNA. It is a transcript of the gene mfap5, whose product is annotated as microfibrillar-associated protein 2-like. The coding region runs from base 115 to 495 and encodes 126 amino acids. Lineage: Eukaryota; Metazoa; Chordata; Actinopteri; Cyprinodontiformes; Cyprinodontidae. The transcript is spliced from 7 exons. Gene Ontology annotation, cellular component: microfibril. The record is from RefSeq and is a predicted model, not a curated record. Gene Ontology annotation, biological process: embryonic eye morphogenesis.